Messenger RNA from Aedes albopictus (Asian tiger mosquito), 2114 nucleotides. Its product is annotated as protein MEMO1. NCBI's taxonomy places the organism in Eukaryota, Metazoa, Arthropoda, Insecta, Diptera, Culicidae. The transcript has 6 exons. Bases 529 to 1410 code for a protein of 293 amino acids. The record is from RefSeq and is a predicted model, not a curated record.
AGUCGUCAAGUUCUCGCAGGUCAGUCAGUGCAGACAAAGGACGGAAAAAAGUUUCUACUGUGCGUGGUGUCCCCUCCUCAGAGCCAGCAGAGAGCAUAAUCUCGUCAUCUUUUAGCCCGCAGCGACAUCCAUCUGUCGUCGAAUCCGCAUCGUAAUUUGUCGAAAUCGGUGGAAAAAGUGUUCGAUUCGGUUGGUUUGUGGUUCUAACGGAACGCAGUGGACGGCUUUGGUGUUGUCCUUCGGAAGGUGACACCAGGUUGGGACAGUUUUCAGGGAACAGACGGGACUGUUCAUCAGGUUUGGUGCGGGAGGUCAUUGGCAGAGGGAAAGAGACAGAGAGAAAGAAGCCAAGCAGGGUGAACGAGAAGCACGAAGAAAGUUAAUCGCCCUUCCGUCAUCGUCGUCGUCGUCGUCAACAUCAAGAGGAAAGUUUUCUUUUUCUGGUUCCUCCAACAAGCCCGAAGGGGGACAGUUUCGAGGGUGUCCACGGCAGCAACAGCGGGGACAGCUUUAGACGCAGGAACUAAGAUGACCUAUCGAGAGGCUUCCCACGCCGGGAGUUGGUACACGGAUUCAGGUUCCGAACUGAAUCGCCAAUUGUCCAAGUGGUUGGAUGACGCUGAUUUGACUUUCGGCCCGGCCCGUGCAAUUAUCGCCCCGCACGCCGGUUACCGUUACUGUGGAGCAUGUGGCGCUUGGGCCUACCGACAAAUUAGUCCAGCUGUUGUGAAGCGGGUCUUUAUUCUGGGUCCAUCGCAUCACGUCCGGUUAUCGCGAUGUGCCCUGUCGGCGGCCCAGUACUGUCGCACUCCUCUGUAUGACCUCAAAGUCGAUCAGGAGAUCAAUGCCGAGCUGGAGGCUACCGGACAUUUCAAGUGGAUGGAUCAGAAGACGGAUGAAGACGAGCACAGCAUCGAGAUGCAUCUUCCCUAUGUGGCCAAAGUGAUGGAAGACUUCCGCGACCAGUUCACCAUCGUGCCAAUCAUGGUCGGCUCGAUCAGCAACGACUGGGAGGAAACGUACGGCAAAAUCCUGGCGCCGUACCUGGCCGAUCCGCAGAAUCUCUUCGUCAUCUCGUCGGACUUUUGCCAUUGGGGGGCUCGCUUCCGGUAUACGUACUACGAGGACUCGCACGGUCCGAUCUACAAGUGGAUCGAAGUGCUGGACAAGAUGGGCAUGGACCUGAUCGAAACGCUCAAACCGGAGAGCUUUGGGGAGUACCUGCGAAAGUACAACAACACCAUCUGCGGCCGGCAUCCGAUCGGGGUGCUGCUUCAGUCCGUGGAGGAGCUGAAGCGACGUGGCUACCGGAUGAGCUUUAAAUUCCUCAAGUACGACCAAAGCAAUCAAUGUUGUGAUAAGAAAGACUCCAGCGUCAGCUACGCCUCCGGGUCGUUAAUCUUUGAGUAGAAAGGAGUUGAAACAACUACAUAUAUAAAUGUAUUGCAAGUAAGUUUAGGAAGCACACAUCAAUCGGAACAAAAGCAGUGUUUGUAUGGCAAGAUCAUAAAGAUAAAAGAUAUUGUUUAGGAGCUUGAGAACAAUAAAUCGAAUCAUCAGAGAGGCAUCGAUUUAGGAUCGCGAAAGAAUGACAUUUGGGAAAACAAACUGCGGAUAUGGUCAAGAGAGUUUUAAUAUAUAUACAGUUUCCGUCAAACGAACUCAUAAAUGCUGAAUAAUAUAAAUGAUUAUAUUUACUUUUGUGCGUACCCGCUAGCCGUGUGUAUCCAUAGCAAACAGAAAGUAACAAACUGUGUUUGUCUCAUCCUUGUUUUUAGUAUAGUAGCAGUAAGCAGAAACCCUCUUCCUCUCGGAUGGGCGAAUUUAGAAUAACAAAAUAAGAGCCGGCGUCCAUUUUGUGAGAGUUUUAAGUUACGAGUGUGAAAUCCGAACUAGCCAAUCGAAUUCAAUGUUAUAGGUUGUCGUUCCGUUCUUGUUUAUAUAGGUGAAACACUUUCCACUCUGAAAUGCGCCAAUUACUAGGUUCUCGGUUAUUCGCAAUAUCUCUUCUCGGCCACCUGCAGGGUUGACCCUGCGUAAUAUUACAAAAACCCGCCUUUAUCUUGUAUUUCGAAUUAGUUGUUUGAGUGAAUACAAAUAUUCUUAAUGGAAAA